Molecule: messenger RNA, 1914 nt
Organism: Beta vulgaris subsp. vulgaris (sugar beet)
Lineage: Eukaryota; Viridiplantae; Streptophyta; Magnoliopsida; Caryophyllales; Amaranthaceae
Product: pentatricopeptide repeat-containing protein At1g07590, mitochondrial
Exons: 2
Coding region: 247-1833 (528 amino acids)
Cellular component (GO): mitochondrion
Molecular function (GO): protein binding
Source: RefSeq, a predicted model, not a curated record
GCCUUUUUUUUUUUUACAGAAUCACAAGAAAUGGGAACUUUACCUAGGUACUCCACAUAAAAAACUCUACCUUUAUCUCAAGAAUUUAGUUCACUGAUUCAUUUUCAUUUCAUGUUUUCUGGCGUUACAGAGUGCGCGAAACAAAGAAAGAAGGAGAAGAAUACAGCUGUUGUUGGAUCAAAUUUCUGUAGAAAUUCCAUUAAUCUUCUUCUCCAAUGAACUGGGUUAAACUCACAUCAAAAAACUAUGAGAGAAAUAGCCCUUGCCUUAGGGCGCCCUCUCUUUGCGGCAUUUCGUCGAACACUUGGCGUGCCUCUAAAAACGAGCUACAAAGCAACAACAUUUACAUUCUGUACUCACAAAAUCAGUGAUCAAAUUGAAAUGGGUUUGGAAAACUCGAGCUUUAAUGGCGGAGAAGCACCAAAGGUGUUAUCUUUAAGGAUAGAGAAGCUACCAAGAGGAGAACCAAUUGGGUAUGUGUUUCAGAGAUGGAUGGGUGAAGGAUUUGCUGUUCAUAGGGGUGAUAUUUUUCAUGCUAUUAAUCGUUUAAGGAAGCUUAUGCUGAAUAAACGUGCUCUUGAGGUCAUGGAGUGGGUGAUUAGAGAGAAGCCAUAUAAGCCAAAGGAGUUGGAUUAUUCGUAUCUGCUGGAGUUCACCAUUAAACUUCAUGGUAUAUCAAAUGGUGAGAGACUGUUUACUAAUGUUCCUGUCGAGUUUCAAAAUGAUUUGCUCUACAAUAAUCUUGUAAUUGCGUGCUUGGAUAAAGGAGUAAUAAGGGUUUCGUUAGAGUAUAUGAAGAAAAUGAGAGAAUUAGGACAUCCAAUCUCUUACUUGGUCUUCAACCGCCUCAUCGUUCUUCAUUCUUCACCUAGCCGUAGAAAAAUGAUUCCCAAAAUUCUUGCGCAAAUGAGGGCUGAUAAGGUUUCCCCUCAUGUCUCAACUUUCAACAUUCUCUUGAAGAUAGAAGCUAAUGAUCAUAGCAUAGAAGGACUAAUGAAAGUUGUCGGGGAUAUGAACCGGGCAAAUGUUGAACCUAAUGAAGUUACGUAUUGCAUUCUAGCAACUGCACAUGCAGUUGCAAGGUUGUAUUGUGGGUGUGAGACAUAUGUGGAGGCUGUUGAAAAGGCUAAAACAGGCAGUAAUUGGUCAACUUAUGAUGUUCUUAUCAUUAUGUAUGGAUACUUGGGAAAGUCAAAGGAGGUAGAUCGGAUCUGGAGCAUUGUACAAGGUUUCCCUCAUGUUAGGUCAAAGAGUUUUAUGCUGGUAAUUGAGGCAUUUGGUAGAAUUGGACAGCUGAAUCGCGCUGAGGAACUAUGGGAAGAAAUGAAGUCCAAAAUUGGUUUGAAAUCUACCGAGCAGUAUAACUCCAUUAUAUCUGUUUAUUGUAAGAACGGACUUAUUGAUAAGGUCUCAGGUCUAUUUAGAGAGAUGAAGAUUAGUGGAUGUAAACCUAAUGGGAUAACAUAUAGACAUCUCACUUUAGGCUGCUUAAAAGCCGGAUUGACUAAGGAAGCAUUGAAGACAAUUGAAAUGGGGUCGAAGCAAAUUACAAGUAGCAAGGUGAAAAAAUCAACCCCGUGGUUGGAGACUACACUGUCAAUUCUUGAGAUUUUUGCAGAGAAUGGAGAUAUAGGGAAUGCUGAGAAUCUGUUUGAAGAGCUUAAGAAAGCAAACUAUACUAGGUAUACAUUUGUGUACAAUUCUUUAAUUAAAGCUUAUGUUCGGGCGAAGGUGUAUAAUCCCAAUCUUCUAAGGAGAAUGAUUCUUGGAGGGGCUAGGCCGGAUGCUGAGACCUAUAGCUUGGUUAAGCUUGUUGAACAAUUUAAGACUUGACAGGAAUCUGUGAUUCGUAAAAUUUUUUGUACUCAUAAAAUUAAUUGAUAAGUUGAUAAUAGAAGUAUACAGGUUGGUUCC